AUGUUCGGAUCUGCCGGGUGGGUGCUGGCCAAGGAGGAGGCCCAGACCGCCCUCCAGCCCGCGCGCGGCCGAAAAACCCGCCACGACCCGCCGGCCAAGUCCAAGAUCGGGCGCGUGGCGACCCCGCCCGCCGUGGAUCCUGCGGAAUUCUUCGUGCUGACAGAGCGUUACCGGCAGUACCGCCAGACGGUGCGCGCCCUCAGGCAGGAGUUCGUGACCGAGGUACGCAGGAAAGCGCACGAGGCCCGGGCUGGUGUCCUGGCAGAGCGCAAGGCGCUGCAGGACGCCGCUGAGCACCGCGAGCUGAUGGCCUGGAACCAGGCGGAGAACCGGCGGCUGCACGAGCUGCGGAUGGCCAGGCUGCGGCAGGAGGCACGGGAGCAGGAGCGGAGGCAAGCGGAGGAGGCGGCCCGGGAAGCCCGAGAGGCGGAGGCCUGGGCCCAGCUCAAGGAGCGGGAAGUGCUGCAGCUGCAGGAGGACGCAAAAAACUUCAUCACCCGACAGAAUCUGGAGGCACGGGUGGAAGAAGCUUUGGACUCCCCUAAGAGCUACAACUGGGCUAUCACCAGAGAGGCGCUGGCGGUCAAGCCACAGCACAAGGGCUCCCGAGGUCCCGAUGAGCACAAUACCCACCCAGGGGCCAUGGGAGUAAAGGGGUUGGGUCUGAUCUGA
Rangifer tarandus platyrhynchus (Svalbard reindeer) is the source of this 672-nucleotide messenger RNA. Lineage: Eukaryota; Metazoa; Chordata; Mammalia; Artiodactyla; Cervidae. The record is from the annotation of a GenBank genome assembly.